UCUCUCGGUAUAAAUAUUGGCCAACCCUGUUUUUCCUUAACGAACCGCAAAACCAGGACUGAUCCACACGGGCCUGAAGCACAUGCAUACUUUCUCAAUCUGUUUCUCUCUCUCUUCCACCAAUCCCCAAUUCUCUCUGCAACUGAGCUCUAAUUCUAUCUCUAGAAUUUCUUCUCUAUUUAUUUUCAUAUUAGACGUCUUCCUUCAUUUCUCUCUACUCUUUUUGUCCAAGAAAAUCCCAAUUCUCCCUGGAACUAAGCCACAUUUUUACAUAGAGUAUCCUAAAUCCUUGCUGUCCCUUUAUUUAUCCAUUUAGAGCGAGAUCAGUGUCUAAAUCCAUUAAUGUGCCAUUCGGUUUCUGCGUCUCUGAUGCCAAGCUCGAGUUCUUGAUCUUACCUCAAUCUUUCGGUAUAUUCAAAUCAUUUGUUCUCCGGUCUGUUCCUUCAGUUUUGCAGUGUUUUAAUUGGUGUUUUUAGAGGUCUGGACACGAAUUUUGCCAUCACUUUGGCUUGAAGUACCUGAGUUUUGGAGAAUGGUUGUAGAGUCUGGUGACGUAGUCUUCAAAUUCUAUAGUUUUUCACAUUUUCAGUUAGCUUUCAAAUAGUCUGAUGAUAUGAUCUUGAUGUGACGUAGUACCAUGAUCUGAAAAUCCGACUUGUUUUAGCACUGUUUCUAUAAUGUAAUUUGAGUUUGAGCUUGUAGUUUUACAAGUGCAAUUUCGGAUGUUGCAAUGGAGAACAACAUAUUUCCAACCAAUUUUGUUUACUUUUGAUUUGUUUAAGAGCUGGGAUCGCGUCCACAAUCUAUUUGCCUGAUCCAUUUGGUGACCUAGGUCAUCUUCUACAGCCAGGUGCUAUGAAGUUAUCAUUUUGUUUUGAUGCUUUGGUCUGCUGACCUAAUUGUGUUAGAUACAUUGUUCUUGUAUAAUUUUACAACUUUUUUAUGUAAUUUGUAUCUACUAUCUUAAUUUUUUCCUAUUGUAUUUUCCUUAAAUUUCCUUGGUAUAUUUGGUCCAAGAGGUUUCUCUGUACAAUUUAGUGAGUUAUUUUUUGAAAAAUUGUCUAGUUCUUAAGAAGUUGCUUUUCAUGAUCUGUUGACCUGAUCGUUAUCAUCAUUGUUGCAUCUUAACUGUUGUUAUCAUUCUUCCUUUUUAUCAUUGAUAAUUUUAUCUCACGUACCCAGAUCGUGAUUUCUCACAUUUUGUGCAUAUUCCACCAAAUUAUUGGCCUAAAGAGAAGGUAGAAUUAGUCGUUUUGACCUAGACUUGCAGGCAUCAAUCAAACUGAUGAGAAUAAUGAUCAUUCAAUCCAAAUCCUAUGUUGAGAUCUGCACCUUGUUUCCAUUAUCCUUUAAGCUUUGGGUGAAAUGGUUUUAGGUCCUCUAUAUCACUUUAAAGACCAUCCCUUCAAUAUAGAGAUGCGAGGCCAUUUUGUCCGCCAAACCUUCACAAAAUUCAAUCGAACCCCACCAAUGAACUGGUUAUUGAUGCUCUUCAUUAGCCUUCUUGCUGUAAUCACAAUUUUAGGUUCUUCUUCUAACACAUUACGUUCUUUAGCGUCCUCACCUCCACUUCCUGAUAUUUACACCAAUUACCGAAAGCUAAGGGAGAAGGCAGUGGCUGAUUUCUCAGAAAUAAGGUCUCUCUCUGUAGGGAUAGUAAACCCAAAAGAGCUUGAUCUUUGUGGGAAAGAGAGUGAAAAUUUUGUCCCUUGCUAUAAUGUAUCUGCAAAUUUGCAAGCUGGGUUACAAUAUGGGGAGGAAUUUGAUCGACAUUGUGAAUUGUCAAGAAUAGGUGAACGCUGUUUGGCUCGCCCCCCAAAGGACUAUAAGAUAACCCUAAGGUGGCCGGCAGGUAAGGAUGUUAUAUGGAGUGGCAAUGUGAAGAUCACCAAAGAUCAGUUCCUUUCUUCAGGGAGUAUGACCAAAAGGUUGAUGUUGUUGGAGGAAAAUCAGAUAUCAUUCCACUCUGAGGAUGGUGCCAUUGUUGAUGGUGUCAAGGAUUACUCUCGCCAGAUUGCAGAAAUGAUAGGACUGGGAAGUGAUAUGGAAUUUGUUCAAUCUGGUGUUCGUACUGUGCUGGAUAUUGGGUGUGGAUUUGGUAGCUUUGGAGCACAUCUAUUCUCCUUGAAACUAAUGACCGUUUGUAUAGCUGCAUAUGAGAUCUUUGGGAGUCAAGUCCAACUGGCUCUUGAAAGAGGCCUUCCAGCCAUGAUUGGUAGUUUUGUUGCAAACCAACUUCCUUAUCCAUCAUUGUCUUACGAUAUUGUCCAUUGCGCACAGUGUGGAAUCAGCUGGCAUAAGAAAGAUGGUGCUUCUCUUAUUGAAGUAGACAGGGUACUAAAGCCUGGAGGUUACUUUGUUUUAACUUCACCUGUAACAAAGUCACGUGGAGGUGGAGUGAAUUCAAAGGCCAGAAACAGUUUAACGUUCAUUGAAGAAUUUACCAAGAGAAUAUGUUGGAGUCUAUUGUCUCAGCAAGAAGAAACUUUUGUUUGGCAAAAAACUGCAGAGAUUAGUUGCUAUGCAUCUCGCAAGCCGGGGGAUGUCCCUCCUCUUUGUAAAGGGGAACAGGACAAACAAUCUUACUACCAGCCUCUUACUUCAUGCAUAAGUGGAACCAACAGCAAGAGAUGGGUUUCUAUACAGUCGAGGCCUCGAUGGCCAACUAACUACCAACUAACUCCUUCAGAUCUCAAAGUGCAUGGUGUAGAUGCUGAUGAUUACGUUGAAGAUUCAAAUUAUUGGAAAUCAGCUGUGAAAAAUUAUUGGUCCUUGCUCACGCCUUUGAUUUUCUCUGAUCACCCAAAGAGGCCAGGCGAUGAGGAUCCAUUACCUCCAUUUAACAUGGUCCGUAAUGUGAUGGACAUGAAUGCACACUAUGGCGGAUUCAAUGAUGCAUUAUUGGAGGCUGGAAAAUCAGUUUGGGUGAUGAAUGUUGUGCCUGUCAGGACUUCCAAUUCGCUUCCUCUUAUACUCGACCGAGGUUUUGCCGGAGUCUUGCAUGACUGGUGUGAGCCAUUUCCAACAUACCCCCGAACAUAUGAUAUGCUUCAUGCGAGGGGUCUUCUCUCUCAUCUUGUCCACAAUGAGGGCUGCAAUAUUCUUGACUUGUUCUUAGAAAUGGACCGUAUUCUUCGCCCAGAGGGGUGGGUUGUUAUUUGCGAUAAAGUGCAAAUAAUAGAGAGAGCUCGUGCCAUUACUACACAAGUUCGUUGGGAUGCUAGGAUGAUCGAGCUUCCCAGUGAUAACAACCAAAGAUUACUUGUUUGCCAAAAGCCCUUCUUGAAGAAGUAAUUGGCUAGUAGAAGAGGCAACUAUCGUUAGAAUUUUAACUGCGCCAGCAGAGGAGGAGGAGAUCAUCAUCAAAAUUCAUUCUGGAUGGGAGGGUAAAAAAAAGACAUUCUUGUUGAGCAGCGCCACCGCCACCAUUUGAAAGAGAUGUUUUCCACUGUCAUCGUAUUCUGAGUGAGCGGGCAAGAGAGGACCAGUUAAUGCCUGUGGCUUGCAGGGGACGCCAAAAGUUGCAGGCAGAGAGGAUGUAAUUUUGUAGCAUCGAGUCGAAUUGCGAGGUAUUCUUACCACCAAAUCACACCAUUUUUCUCUUCUGUUUUUCACGCUUGCUUUUGGACCAGAACAUUCUCGUUGUGUAUUACAAUUUUUCGGUUAAGUGGUUACUAUGGUUCUCUUUAA
This is a messenger RNA of Amborella trichopoda, 3690 nucleotides long. Its product is annotated as putative methyltransferase PMT5. Gene Ontology annotation, cellular component: cytoplasm. Gene Ontology annotation, molecular function: methyltransferase activity. The record is from RefSeq and is a predicted model, not a curated record. Lineage: Eukaryota; Viridiplantae; Streptophyta; Magnoliopsida; Amborellales; Amborellaceae.